AUGAGGCGAGCGCAGUGCAUUAUUGGAAUUGUUGCCGUUGUGAUAAUCAAUGCGAUCGCCGUUCAAUCUGUCGAACAACAAACGAAACAGCUGUUCGAACAUGGACUUUCAGGCGAGGAACGAAUAAAGUAUUUUGGCAGUGAGAGGGAAAGUGAUUGGCCGUACUAUGAGGUGGUGAAUCUUGAGGUGCUUCGUCCGGACGGCUUAGUGGAAGUGAAUGAUUUCAACUUAAGUUUCUCCUUUCGGAAUGAAUCGAUCGUGCUUCAUCUUAGACCGAACAACGUGCUAACUACGCCGACGACUGUGUGCUCAACGGAGCAGGAACGUGUCACGAAAGUACUGAACAGAGAUGAACCCGAGACCGUCCAGCAUUUUGUGCAUAAUGAUGAAAACUACACGGCUGCUCUUUCGAGCAAGGGCGACAAUCAAUUUACGGGUAUAGUAUUUCACACAAUUGGACCACUAGAAAUCCUUCCUUUGGAUCAUCAGUCACUAUCCAUGCCGCUGUCAUCAUCUUUGCGAAGACCACAUUUGAUCAAAGCACUUCAGUAUCCAGCAGCUUCCUCCGAUGUGUCGUAUGAGCUCGUACGCCGUCGUACACACUCCGAAAUUCAUCUGCUUGGUGAUACACUUGGGCAAAUGAAUUAUUCCUCAUCUGAGCUGGAAGAACUGGACGCCAGAGAUGGUCGCAAUCGAAGCGCUCUGACCAGAAGUGGCAAACCUAUGAUAGAACUGGCGGUAUUUUUUGACGAAGCAGCCUACAAAACAUUUGCACCUUACUUCAACCACAACGAUGCACAGUUGCGAGACUUUUUGCUGGCGUACAUCAACGGCAUCCAAGCGCUGUAUCAUCAUCCAUCACUUGGGCAAGGCAUUGAUAUUGCGCUAGUGUACCUUGAGCUUAUGCGCACCCAGCCAUCUGCUAUGCCACACUACAAUGGGGAACGAAAUUUGCUGCUAGAUUCGUUCUGCUCCUAUCAGGACAGCUUAAAUCGGGGCCGCUGGGAUAUGGCCCUGUACCUCUCUGGGUUGGAUUUUUACGCGAUCGAAAAUGGUCGCCGUAACGGAGGAACCAUGGGCCUGGCAACGGUCGGUGGAGUGUGUUUAAGUGAGUACGCAUGCGUCAUUGCGGAGUUCGGCGCGAGGAAUGUAUUCGGCAAACCGUAUCCAUCAUCCGGCUUUACAUCCAUCUUUAUCGCAGCUCACGAGAUCGGCCACAAUCUAGGAAUGCACCAUGACUCCAUAGGCAAUAGAUGCCCAAAGGAUGGAUUUGUAAUGUCUCCCUCAAGAGGAACACAGGGAGAAACGACGUGGUCUACGUGUAGUGCCGAUGUGAUCACACAAUUGAAUUGGGCUAGUUGUCUGUUCGAAACGGAUUCGAAAGUAGCGACAGAAUAUGAUACUACGAAAUAUUACGAUCAUCCUGGACAGGCCUGGACUGCUAAAAAACAGUGUGAGGUGCUUCUGACCGACAAGGAUGCCAUCCUUGCGUCUUCUGAAUUGCCAGCAAUUUGCCAGAACUUAAGAUGCCGGACCCCUCAUCGAACUGGAUUUUAUUUCGCUGGUCCAGCACUGGAAGGCACUGAUUGUGGGGACAAUAAGUGGUGUGAAGGGGGUAAUUGCAUAAAGCAAAAGAAAAAACCAACCUACAUUGUACAAGGGGGUUGGAGCGAAUGGAUGGAUGAAGAGUGUGUUUCCGGCUGCUUAGAGCAAUCGAUGGGAUACAAGCGACGAACCCGCCACUGUGAUAAUCCUGCACCGGUGAAUACCGAUCAAGGUUGCGAAGGUGUCGCUCUGGAUAUUGCAAUUUGUGACGAUGGAAAGCUUUGCAAUAUGAACCGCGAACCGGUUCAGUUCUACGCCAAUCGACGAUGCCGAGAGUUCAGCCAAUUGCUCCCUCGACUGGAUCCCGAAGGUCGUGGUAUUCAGGGUCCGUACGAUUCAAAGCGAUUGUGGAUGAGCUGUGCGAUCUACUGCAAGCGUGCCGACAGCGACGCAUAUUACGCGCCACGUUUCGAUCUGAAUGAUUUAGGUGUCGAUUCAUACUUUCCCGAUGGAACCCUGUGUCACCAGGAAAAGGGAACGAAAUACUACUGCCAGCAGCACCACUGUUUGCCGGAGAACUUCAAAACAUCCAAAAUAUCUAUUUGGACCAUUACCGACGACAUACCAGUAGCCGGGAACGCUUUGCCGCUGGACACCCACUUCCUGAAUAGUGCAAUAUUAAACUAUCUCUCUUUGGAUAAUAAUACAACGCCAUUGACGGGUACAUGGAGCUUAAAACCAGAGGAACUUCCAAAUGACGAUCAGUGGGUUGAUCAGGAUUAUUUAGAUUUGUCAGGUUAUGCCAGAAGUGAAACAAACCAGUCCGUACAAUGA
Anopheles moucheti is the source of this 2379-nucleotide messenger RNA. Its product is annotated as A disintegrin and metalloproteinase with thrombospondin motifs adt-2-like. The coding region runs from base 1 to 2379 and encodes 792 amino acids. Gene Ontology annotation, molecular function: metalloendopeptidase activity. NCBI's taxonomy places the organism in Eukaryota, Metazoa, Arthropoda, Insecta, Diptera, Culicidae. The transcript is spliced from 7 exons. The record is from RefSeq and is a predicted model, not a curated record. Gene Ontology annotation, biological process: proteolysis; extracellular matrix organization. Gene Ontology annotation, cellular component: extracellular matrix.